This is a messenger RNA of Anopheles stephensi (Asian malaria mosquito), 6106 nucleotides long. RefSeq lists its product as uncharacterized. The record is from RefSeq and is a predicted model, not a curated record. Lineage: Eukaryota; Metazoa; Arthropoda; Insecta; Diptera; Culicidae. The coding region runs from base 4067 to 5233 and encodes 388 amino acids. The transcript has 4 exons.
UGCUUGAGGUCGAAUUACAAGUCGAUUUUAUUUUCAAAAAAUCCUGUCUUAUAUACUAAAAUUCUGUGGGAAAAAGAACAUGAAAUGCAUUACAUCGAUCUUCUUCAUCCUAACGCGGUAUGCCGAUACGUUUGAUGCUAUGCAUCGUCCUAUGCAUAUUCGAUAGGCUAAAUCUGUAGCUCAAGUGCGUAUGUUUAUUUUCCUAUCUUUUGCCUGUGCGUCGUUUACCCUAUUCGUUUAAUGUUUUUUCCUUCACUGUACUACGGAUAAUACGUGGUUGGCCCCUUUUUCGUGAAACUGAUUGCGCAACGAUAAUGUAUGUGCUGGGCUCUAGCUUUAACCGUUGUUAAAGCCCAUGUUCUUUAUUCUCGUAUUUUACCACAAGGCCUUUAUUUAUGAUUUCCAUAAGUCUGGAUAUUGUCCCUCUUCCGCUUUUAAUAACGCACCAUACUGUCGUUUUCUCAUGGUAAGAGGUCGCCAUCUGUGAGUUCAGGUUUAGGUGAAAGAUAUUUAAUUAUUUAAAGUUGUUUAUCUAACCUUCGCAUGCCGUUAAAUUUAUUUCAAUUUGUCGCGUUCGUAACAUUCCGGCCCUCGUAAAACGACUAGUUUUACCAGAUAAACGUGACGUAAUUACUUAGAUAUUAGAUUGUUAAUGCCCUAGUUGAUUUCACUCGAUUUAAUUUUGAACUCGAUUGUAUCGAUUAUGAACUUGAGACUUUUAGUAAUAAUAUAUGUGCCUCUCGCCGUUGAAGUAAUAUUUCCCAACCGUGUUGAACAUGAUAAGUGUUUGGACCAAUACUUCUGAAAUUAAAGUACCGAAUGAGAAGCCUUGAAGAUUUGGUUGUUGACUUGUUAUUACUCUACGAAUUACAUACAGAUGAUGCUGUUCUCGUAUUUCUUUGCUCGUAUAUCAUGUCUUUCAUUUUUUGCAGAUUUUCAUAGUCGUAGACUCCACUUUCCAUCAGAUUUGGUUAAGGUAUAUAUGACCAAGUUGUAAUAAUGUCGGUUGUUAUUUCUGGAUGAGGGAUUGUUUCUCUUAACCUGUGAUCAAUGGUGUACCAUCUUCCACCAAUGUUAAAUUUAGCAGGUAAUAUUGGAGAACAAUCGAUUUGAGUACGUACCUCUUUGUUGUAACAUUUUCUUUAUGUUGUUAUAUUUCACUGGUAUUUCCUGAUAGCAAUCAUCUUUUCUGUCGUAAGUAACGAAUACUGGCUUGCAUUCGAGAAUAUACCAUACUUUCGCGGCGACUACUGCUGUAUAACGUGGACGUUUUACAAGAUUUGAAACGAACUAGCUGGGGUUUGAGCGUGAGUUAACAACCUGCGUUGUCAACUCAGCAUUUCCUAGUGUUGUCAACCGCCACCGGCCCGAAUGCACACGAUCAGCAAACAGCGUCGAUCAGCAAACCGUGUUGAUCUUCUGACCUAGUUACCGAUUGCAAAACAUGCAAUAGCCGAAUCAGCAAUAGUCAUCAAGAAUCUUCAAUACCUUUCCCUUCCCUAUCCAAUUCCCAAUAACCAACUUGUGUGUAAAUCAAACUUAAUAAACUCACACCGAUUUUGACCGCAUAACAAGCAAGUCUCGAUUUCCUUCGUCUGUGUCCGAACCCUAUAGUUUUAACUCGUGCAAGCGCUAGUUUGGUCUCCAUUAGCGCUUUAUCUAUUUUACACAUUUCUGUCAUUACCGUUGUGUAAACGUCAUUCAGCUUCUGUCCUAGAUAACUUUCUACCAGCGUUAUUUUGGAGUUAAAAUAGGUUAAGAGAUCCAUAUUUCUCCCAUUUACCGCCUUGAGUUUGAACGGUGAUUGGUAACCGUUUAAAUCAAGGAUGAAGAUUCUCGGGUGAUCGGUUACGUAGCUGUCGAAGCCGCAAAUUUGUUUUAUGUCGCGGGCCCUUAUGGAAAACAAAUUCUUUUGUUAUUAGGGUGUACACAGCAUUUUUAUAACCGUUAACUUUGUCGUUGUCAAACGUCUUGUUUACCGUGCUCUCGUAUAUUAUCUCAAAUUCGGUUCUUUCGCACAACCUUUGAUGAUCUAACUCCCAAGUGAAGUAUCCGUAUUCGGCGUCGAGACACCAACCGGCACUAUAUGGACACGUAAUACCAUUUCUUAUUAAUUUUUGGUCGUCUUCGAUGUCCGCUGAUGCUGUGUAUUCGAAUCGCCUGAUUUCGAACUCGUAAAACACCAAUGCGUUCUCCCAAGUAUAGAUGGACGUCUUGUAGACCCCUCCGGUGCACGAUGAGCCCUUGACGCUGCCAAUUACCAGUGUUUUACCUCUUAUUGUUUGAUUACGACUAAUUUCUGUUAUUUUAUGAUUAAACGUGAGUGAAAUUACUCCUGAAUAUAGUCUUUUCCCUCUUGAUGGAAAUUUGUAAUAUGAAUUUCUUCGAUAGUUUUUUCUACUAUAUUUUGCGGCCACUUAUCUUCUGGCAUUUUUAAGAAUUGUGCCCUGUUAAGCAUAUUGAAGGUUUUGUUAUUAUUUUUGUCGCUUCGUCUGCUGGAUUGUUUUCUGAUGGUACCCAUUUGUAUUGAUUUACCGUUGUGAUCUAAUAUCUAAUAUCUCGCCGAUCCGGUGCGCAACAAAAUGUCUAUAUUUGCGGUGAGAUGAAUUUAUCCAUGCCAGAACAGUUUUAGAAUCAUUCCAGAAUAUCGAUCUGGUGAUUUUCAUUCGUGUUUUUUUCUAUAAUUGUUUCCCAUAGUCUUACUCCUAACAGAGCUGCUUGCAACUCCAUUUUAGGAAUCGAUAGUCCCUUUAUAGGAGCUACUCUAGCCUUAGCAGCAAGAAUUUUGACGUGAGCUCCAGUGUCCAGUGUCUGCGCUUCUAGCAUAUAAAACGGUUGCAAAGCAGCAUAUAAACGGUUGUAUAUCGGAUGCAUCCACAAAAACGUGUAAUUCUAUUUCCGAUUUAAUAGACGUGUUUAAAAUCCAUCUCGGAAUGCGUAUAUGAUUGACCAAUUCAACACGAACUAGCCAGUCGUUCCACAUUUUGUUUGAUUUAUCCAAAAUUGGAUGAUCCCACUCAUUUGUUUCCUUAUGUAAUUCUUGCAUUAACAUUUUACCUUGUAUUGUGACGUGAGAUAUUAGUCCCAAUGGAUCAAAGACACUCAUUAUAAACGAUAAUACUUGUCUUUUUGUAGGAGGUCGUAAUUUAUUGAGGACUUCUGGUGGAAGCUCUUUCAAUUUGGCUCGAAAACCUAUGUUAUCUUUUCUGGUAUUCUAGUAUAUCCCUAAAAUUUAAGAGGAUUCGUUAUUUUUACUGUCCAGAAUUUACUUUGUCUAAUUCAACUCUUUCUUGUGGUAUUGACGUGAGUAAUUCUUUGUUUUUUGAGCAAAAUUUUGUUAUAAAUAACCCGCCUUGUUGGUGAGCUUGAAUUACUUGUUCGAUCGUCUCCUUGGCAUCUUUUAGAGAGUUAACACUGUCAUUAUAAUCAUCAACAUAAUGUUGAUUGAUAAUGGGUUCCAAUGCAAGAGGGUAUUUUUCUGUCAAUCUCUCGGCGUUAUCGUUUUUAGCGGCUUGAGCGCAUGAUGGUGAGCAUGUCGAACCGAAAGUCAUGACUUGCAUGACAUAGAUGUCUGGAUAGCGGUUUCUUAGCACAAUCUCGCCAUAUAAAGCGUUGUGCGUUUUGAUCUUUUUUGCGAAUUCGGACCUGAUGAAACAUUUCUUUUAUAUCUCCGCAGACGGCGUAUUUACCCAACGAGACAGUUUUGACCGUUUUCGAACAAAAGUGUUCUCUCUGUCUAAUCGUUCUCAGUUAUUCCCACGCUGAGAUAGCAACGCGAGAGAUUGCGAGUACGACGGCGGCUUUAUUUUUUCUCAGUCAAGAAACGGUCAGAGAUUUGACCGUACAAACUCAUACGCUGCACUCUCAUAACCGGCGGUUCUGUACAUUUGUGUGCGUGCAUGUUAACCGAUUUUAUUUUCUAUAACGCGUCGCUGACUCUUCUUUACAUUCUUCAUCGUAUUUUACCUUCGUUUAGUGUUAUUGUGGUUUCAUGUCAACUUGCGAACAGGCAGAAGUUUUGUGUGAAGUUUAUGGUUUUAUGUGAACAUUUUGAUUUUUUUUUUAAAUGUCGGAUAUAAAACGUGCACGGAAAAGUGGAAGAUUUUACCGGCGGUCGAACAAGUUUAAGGCGCUGAAUCCAUCAGUUGAAAUUGGACAAGAAGCGACACAAGCUGAAACAUGCCCCCAAUCGUUACCUUUAGAUCUAUUUGAAGAUGAAUCUACAGUACCACCAAUCGGUAUAAAUGAACCCCAAAUUGAGGACGAAGAUGAACCAUUGGUAGAUUACAUGUUUUCUGAUAAUGAUGAUGAGGAUGACGAUAGUUUUUUGAAAAAUGACAAUGCUCUAACGCUGGAUAAGUUGUCCGUAGUAGACGGAAUUCGAUAUUGGGCAUUGUCAACAAAUGCCACGCAUAAGUCCAUUGACAUGGUGUUAAAGUUAUUCCGAAAGGUUAAUGUAAAAGUCCCUGCAACUGCUAAAACCUUGCUGCAAACGAAACGAAACGCAUCGUCAGAAAUAAUGGAAAUUGGAGGAGGACAAUUUUGGUACCAUGGCAUUAAAAAGUGUUUGUGUAAUUACUACCGAUACGACAAGCCGCCAUCGAAGCAACUGACGCUGACUAUAUCCAUUGAUGGAUUACCGUUGCAUAACAGUUCUGCAAUGCAAUUCUGGCCAAUACUUUUUAAAAUAGUAGAGGAUUCAAAAGCACCGGUAAUGACUGCUGCUAUUUUUUGCGGCUAUAACAAACCAGAGAGCACCGAACAGUAUCUCCGCCCAAUGGUUGAGGAAUUGAAUGAUUUAAUAUCCAAUGGUUUAGACAUGCACGGUGAAAAUGUCGCCGUUAAGCUUUUGGCCAUAGUUGCUGACACGCCGGCAAGGUCGUUUGUGAAAGGUGUUACUAGCCACACCGGCUACGGAAGCUGUUUAAAAUGUACUAUCGAAGGAGAGUAUUUGGGCCAUAAAGUUACAUUUGUCGGUUUAAAUGCUCCAAAACGAACAGACCAAGCAUUCAGAAAUGACGCUUAUCCCGGACACCGCAAAGUGCACACCCCUCUGUUGGACAUUCUAUUUUUCGACAUUAUUGAAGAUAUAUGUGUAGCAGAUCGGAUGCAUCUUAUUGACUUAGGAGCAACAAAGCGGUUGCUUCUGGGAUGGCGAGACGGUACAUUGGGCAUAAAACGAUGGACGGAAAAACAAUGCAAACGGAUUUCGGAGGCUUUUCAAAAGUACUAAAACCUCUUGAAGUACAUAGGAAACAACGCCAUCUCAAAUACCUCAAUCAUUGGAAAGCAUCCGAGUGCGCAUUUUUUUUGCAUUACGCGUCAUUUGUCAUCAUUAAAGAUCAUCUGCCUGUUGAGGUGUACAAACACUUCAUGCUACUGUUUUGUGCCAUUACACUGUUUUCUUCAACAGUUCAUAAAAGUAAAUGGCACGUUGCAGGUCAGUUACUAAACAAAUUUGUUGAAAACUUCCCUAGCGUGUAUGGCAGACAGUACAUGACAAGCAAUUUUCAUAAUUUGCAACAUAUUUAUGAUGAAAUGCUCAGGUUUGGGUCACUAUCACUAAUUUCGACAUAUCCUUUUGAAAACCAUCUUCAAUUUUUGAAACGUCUUCUCCGUAGUGGAUGGAAGAGCUUGGAACAAGCCAUUAACAGACUCGCAGAGUUGGAUGAAUUUAAGAUUCCUAAAAGUAAAGAUGCUUGUUAUCCAUUAAUAAGUGAAAAAAAGAAAACAAUCAGUGUAACUGUAAGAGAAGAUUUUGUAUUGCAAAAUGACCAAAGAAAUUGUUGGUUUUUAACAAAAGACAAUAGUAUCGUUAAAUUUCAUUCAGCAAAUCAUGUUUUAGAAACAGGUAACAACAAAAUAUGUAUCAGAGGACCAAAACUAAAUUCGAAAGAGUUAGUGUUCGAUGACCCAAUUGAAUCAAGUGAAAUGUUUAUAUUCAAAAGCUUCAAUAAUGCUUUGUCAGAAACUACGUUCGAAACAUACACUGAUCAAAUACUGUGUAAGUUAGUAGCUCUUCCAACCAGCUCUGUGCAAGAAAUAGUGUUUGUUCCUUUAAUACACACAUUGAUAGAGUAGAUGUGCUUUGAAUUCAAUUUAGAUA